Rhodofomes roseus is the source of this 2193-nucleotide messenger RNA. RefSeq lists its product as uncharacterized. The transcript has 3 exons. NCBI's taxonomy places the organism in Eukaryota, Fungi, Basidiomycota, Agaricomycetes, Polyporales, Fomitopsidaceae. The record is from RefSeq and is a predicted model, not a curated record. Bases 111 to 1934 code for a protein of 607 amino acids.
CGUCACUGUUACUGAACUCCGUUCAAGUCGUUGGCUCCGCAUCGUCGAGUCGCUGCACUCAUGCUGCACUCCCUCGCUCGCCGCCUGUGCUGUGUUCCAUCUCUGUCAAGAUGGACUUCAAUCGCACAAGCCUCAGCGCGCUCCCCUCGGAGCUCAUAUGGGAUAUUCUCCAGAACUGCCAAUCGAGUGACAGCGCCCAUCGCAUCCCGAAACGCUACUGCAGGCUCAACACUGUCUUGCGCAUUGACCGACGCCUGCGUGGCUUUUGUACGCGUCUCAUGCUACGAGAGCUUGUUCUCCCUUCGAGCACUGCGCUCGUCCGCGUCCUAGAUCAAUUCCAGCAUCAACAGAACUUCACGCACCUCGCCAACGAAGUCAGAACUAUACAGAUUGGACGCCUUACAGACACCUUCUACGUGUCGCAGGCCAACAUGUGGAAAGACCUGGCCUUCUGUCUUCCCUUUCGCCGACUACGAUCUUUCAGCUGCUGGGACGUGAGAGCCGACGUUCAUGCGCUCGCACUGUUUUGGCUAUGUCCAGACAUGACUACAUUUGAACUCGUCUGGGACCAGAAGCAGGGCCUUCCUGACUUCCGUCAUUGGCCCCUGCUCACGACGCUGCGGCUUCAUUUCACCAAAACACUGUCCUCAGAGUGGUACCCAUCGGUCUUCCCACCCUACGAAAUGCUCACCACGCUGAUGGUGUUCGAGGAAAAACACUCGCACUGGCUCUGCGGGCAUAUGCAAAAAGUCACCUUCCCUAGGCUGCGGGUUCUGAACUUGGAGCUAGCCAGCAGCCAUCCGCGAACGUUGUACCAGUUCAUCCAUCGCCACCCGACGUUGAUGGAGGUGAACAUCUCCCUGGCAUUCCUUCUCGACGACAAUGUUCUCAUCUUCGCGGGCCUCUUGAAGCUCAUCGACGGCACCGGGAAUUGGGGCAACCCCAAUGAUUCUGGCACAAGCAAUGGGGCCGUAGACAUCGUCGAUCCUCACCGCGAUCACGUACCGCACGAUGGGGCAUUCAUCACCUUCAGGACGUUUGCCUUUACUCGCGUCCCACUCUCUCCCCGGGCCACGCAAUGGCGAGACUCGAGCGGCUCAGCUGAGCCUCGGUACGCGGCUACCGGUCUCGCAAUCGAAGUCGAGGACCAGGAUGACUAUGAACAGGGGGGUCAUAAGAUCGCCCGGUUCCACGAUUUCAUGGACGAUAUGGCGCCCCUAUUUCCGCAGCUGGAGGUGCUACGCCUCGGCUACCGCACGGACUACUGGCAUUGGAGCUUCUGCGACCUCAUGCAGUCCUGCGCCGCGAGCCUUAGGAAGUGGCCGAGGUUGCGUAAGCUGUCAUUCUGUUGUGGCGACAUGGAUCGCCUUCGCUGGCGUGCUGGGGACCCUAUGCAUUUUCUGGGCCAGGUUGAGCCUCCCGUGUACGUUCCGUACAUGGUAUCGGUCGACGGAAUGGAUGACCUUUUCGCUCGACAUCACAAGAUCGAGGAAGGCGCUCCGUUCUCGUUGGAGCAACUCCGGCUGCUCCACGAACUCGCGGACGCCGAAGUUGCGCAAUUCAUAGAAGACAUCCAGGACGUACUCAACGAGACUAUCAACCCCGACGAGGUGAUGCAUGACCCUCACCUGCCGAUGCGCGUGUGGCAGGCUUUCUGCGAACGCCAGUACGUCGCCCCGGCAAUGCGUGCGUUAGCAGAGGCCUGCCCGACGCUCGAGGAGAUUGAGUGGUAUCUGGUCGGGCCUUAUUUCGUGGAGCAUGCCGUCCGUUGGCUGUGGAAGGUGUACAGGGAGCGCGACGGCAAGGGUGUGCGUCGAGUGACAGGCGAGCUGACGUACAGGGGCAGCCCAAGAGGUGACGCGCAAUCGUUCGACUGCUUGCUAGGGCAGGAGCUGGAGCAUCACGAACGACAGCGGUGUACCGUCGCUUACUAGUAGUACGUAUACAUUCAUGUCCUAGACUGCUCUGUUCAGGCCUUAGGACGCGCUCUGCCACACGAUCGUCCCUGUCAGGCGCCGUCGGUGAACUCUACAUCUUCACCUCAACUGCUACGACUCUUGGCUACUCGCUAGUCUCCGUUGCGUCCGCUCAAAAAGGGCUUGCAAGGUUGAUAACCUGGACUCACGGCCUGAUACCCGUCUCGAACGCGGCUGGGGACCGGAAACUAUGUAGAUGGUCCGACGUGGUCACGUC